GAUCCUGUUUUUACUUUCAAUACUUCAGGAACUUUCAUCGCCAGGAAAGAUGGCCUCGAAAUUAUCCAUACUGUUUCAGAUACCGAUCGCCAAUUUGUUCUUCCAACUGAACUACGUUACACAGAAGGCACGUUAUCGUUUACGUUUGUUUCCCCCGAUGGUAACGUUUUGUCUGGCUCAGUUUUGAUCCCCAGUUCUACUCGAUGUUCUAGAAUCUCCUGUACUUUUUGCAAAGAAAUGUUGUUGAAUCUUUCAUGCCUACCCCACACCAUUCAGUACUUAGUUUAUGGAUUUAUCAUCGUUGUUUCUGGUCUAGUUAUUAUCUACGUUCGAUCUGCCUGUAACGCUAUUUUCAGUAUACUUCGUACUAUUUGCUACAUUAUCUUUGGCAUUUACCGUCUUGUCCGUUCUUGCUUCCGCCUUUCUCUACGAACGGGCGCUGUAGCUGGCCAUACAUCCCGCCGCCAGAUUUCUACAGCCUUCUCUAAAAUCUCAAAAUUUGCCGAUUCACCCAAUCAGGUACAGACACCACCCGCUCCUAAAUCUAUGCAGCUUAAGUAUAGUGUGGUUAUUCUUAUUUGUUUUUUACCGCUCAUUCUGGCUUCUUCUAUUCACGAUGACUGCAAUGAACUCAAAAUAAUAUCUUCUCGUAUAUCGCAGUGUCAAACACUGCCCACAGGUAAGCAAUCCUGUGUUAUCUCAGGACAGGCACAGCUUAGUCUGAGUAACAUAGGUUCUACGACUUGCAUGUUCUUUUCGGACGACAGUGGCGCCAAUGUUUAUUACCUUCGGAUUAAAUUUGAAGACGUCUUUUGCCAAUGGACCACAAUUCACCAAUAUUAUACUUUUCCGGUUUCCGUUGAAAUUUCUUCCAAGUUGAUAUGCCCUAACUUUGAGUAUUGCAGCUGGGGAGCCAAAUGUGUUCCUCGGCGAGAAUACUUUCCGGAAAUCACCAAAGAAUCACUUUCAUGGCCCGGCAUCACGUCAUGCAUUUCUAUUCCGGCAAAAACUAGAUUUUGUGGCGUCAUUCAUUAUGAUCCCUGCCUUCAUUUCCGCUGGUACCUACUCCCACAGUACAAUGCCACCUAUCGUGUUGACAAGAUUACAGGGCAUACCUGUCAACCGAUCAUUACCAUUUCGGAAGCUAUCGACAAUCGUUUAGUCAAUACCACGACAUCCGAUCAAGUUAUUACAAAUUCUGGCAUUGAACUGAAUGUCUUAGGUACCUAUGACCAGCCCCUAUCCCUGCCAUCCCCAUACCUCGUCCAAAACGUCCAUGACUUUUCUGACUCACAUCUGGAAUCCGCUUCUUCUCCAUCUCAGCCUACCCCAGGUCAAUUGGGUGACAUUCAGGCCCCCAAACCGCUGUCUACCGAUUUUAUUUUUAGCCCCCUCAUGGUUGACUGCACUAACUACGAAACAACCCUUCGAUGCCAUAUCCCUCAAAGUUACAUUUCGGUUAUCCAGAAUCAGCGUCCUAAUAUCCUUCCUCGCGCCGUUCAUAACCACCACCUUUACAUUAAUUCGGACGGUGUUUUGCAAUCUAAACUACUUCGGAGUGCCCCAGUAAAUAUUCACAUACGCUUCAAUGACAUGUCCCUUGCCAUAUCCCAUUACAAAAUUUGUCCUCGUAUUGAAUCGAUUGAUUCAGUCACUGGGUGUCAUUCAUGUCCAGUGGCUGCCAAAAUUAUCAUACGAGCCAAAUCCAUCUGCUCUCCAGGUACGGUUUCCGUAUCCUUCAAUAAUAUCCCACUUUCAUCCCGUGCAGUGGCCUUAUCCACUGACAGCUCCCUCGUGACAAUUCAGUUCGUUACGUCGGUCCCCUGUCACGAGGAAAGACUGUGUCUUUACUAUAACGAAAUUAAAAGCUGUGAACCCGUCUCUUUCUGUUUAGAUACCCCGACUCUUUCCCUCACCCAGCGCAAUGAGACGGUCGCCCAGUCCACAGCCGUUAUUCACUCUAGUGGUCUCUUUGAUUCUUUUCUUUCGACCACUUCUUCAUUGGGAACUACACUACAGCAGGGUCUCUACUGGUUCUUCGCUAUUAUCGCCGCUAUCUUCAUCUUUUCGAUGACAGCCGAUCAUACUCGCAUCGCCUGUUGCUGCAUGCCGACUCACUCCUCAUGGGCCACAAUGGACUGUCAAAUACACACGGCUGACCGAUCUUCACGUCUCCGCUGCCUGGCCAAGGGCCCGGCCGGCAGCCGGGACGUCGAGUACCCGCCGAGUCAACCACACCGCCACUGGUACCUGACUCCAUGGCGAUUAUCCGGCGUCGCAUUCACGGGACCACAUUACCCGAGUGCGGUCAAAAUCGCCCUACAAGUACAAUCGCCACACAACCAUGGUCCGGUACCAGUGCAUCGACUCGAGACGUCCCCGUCGACUUCUGCUCGCGCACCAUCCAGAGGUCCCCUCCACCAACGGCCGUCGCUGUCGACUCCAGCCAGUUGCCACCACAAUCACUGGCCGCCAGCAGUCGACAGUACCGCCCGCUCCAGCCGGCCGCGCCUUCUGUCACUGUCCACUGACGGUGACCUCAUCGGCGCGGCUCUGUCAUGGGCCGGGACCUCGGACAUCAAGAUCCGGAGGAUCUACACAUCUCCGCGCUGCGAGCAAGUCACCCACCAGCUCGGGACGUCUACUUCUUCACUCGGUCGUGUGUUGUUCUGACGCCUCCUAUUGUCGGCUCAUGGGGGAGGGGAGGUAAUGUCGCAAGGCUUUGUUCAAAGGACUAUUGCUACAAGCGCGUAUGGCCUUGUUCAGGUGCGUGCGGCCCGCUGCAGAUCCGGGUUAUUAAUUCAACGACUGACCGGUUCUGCAGAGGUUUCCGCGUCGUUCCUCGAAUAAGCUUAUGCGCUUGCCGCAUGACGCUCCUUAUAUGAUCGCGCUGUGCGUGAAAGAUCCUGUAUAAAAGCGUGCGUGAAUUAUCAAAUACACAGAGUGCUCGAGACCGGCUUUGGGGACGCAUCGGCACACCGAACCU
Molecule: messenger RNA, 2986 nt
Organism: Amphibalanus amphitrite
Lineage: Eukaryota; Metazoa; Arthropoda; Thecostraca; Balanomorpha; Balanidae
Exons: 2
Coding region: 238-2673 (811 amino acids)
Source: RefSeq, a predicted model, not a curated record